This is a messenger RNA of Lentinula edodes (shiitake mushroom), 2425 nucleotides long. RefSeq lists its product as uncharacterized. NCBI's taxonomy places the organism in Eukaryota, Fungi, Basidiomycota, Agaricomycetes, Agaricales, Omphalotaceae. The coding region runs from base 37 to 2349 and encodes 770 amino acids. The transcript is spliced from 4 exons. The record is from RefSeq and is a predicted model, not a curated record.
GUUCGCCUAUGGACUGGUACUAUCCCAUUGCCAGACAUGCCACCAUUCAUCAUCGCAGCAAUCCCAAUUCCUGAGUCAAUGUCCGUAGCAAAGCUGUUUGAGCUUCACAAGACUGUUCUCUUUGGUCUACUCGAUCAUCAAGUGAAGAUCAUAUCCUAUGCAUGUGAUGGUACCGAAAACGAACGGAAUGUUCAGCAAUCCUUUAUAGACAUUGCAGAAACGGUCAUCGAAGAGACUAUUCCUGAUCCUCAUCCUGGUCAACCACCUCUUGUUGUGCGAAUUCCUGUCUUCCGUGGACAACCAAUUGUAUUAAUUCAGGAUUCGAAACAUGCCCUCAAGACGUUUCGUAAUAAUCUCUUUUCUGGUGCUCGUUUACUUGUUUUGGGAAACUUCCUGGCUAUGUAUCGAGAUGUCCGCGCGAUGGCAUUCGAGCCAGGCUCUCCACUAUACCAUAGGGAUGUCGAGAAGCUAGAUAGACAGGACGACAAUGCUGCUGCUCGGCUUGGGUCUGCACAAACAUUGCAAUUCUUGGUUGACCGUCAUCCUGAGAUGCUCGGACUCAUCAUCUACCUUUUUGUCUUCAUGGAAAUCCCUGACGCUUACCAAAAUAGACAUAUUCCGCAUGAAGAGAGACUGAACAUGCUUCUCCGCGCACGUUACUUCGUGAAUAUGUGGACCAUAUAUCUAGACAGUUGUCCAGGCUAUCUACGGUCUCAAUACUGCAUAUCGCGUGAAAGCCUGGACAUUGUCUCGUAUCUAGUCAAUGGACUGAUUGGCUUGGUCGUUGUUCACCGUGACCAUUAUCCAAAAAUCCCACUACUUCCCUACCUCCAUUCAACAGAACCCUGCGAGCACGUCUUUGGAAUCUGCCGCCAAAUUGUCAAAGAUUUUACAAUGUAUGACUUUUAUCAUAUGGUUCCAAAGCUUAUGCUUCGUAUUCGAGAAAGUUUUCUCUUGAGGUCCAACUCCGAACAACCAUCACCAGAUGUGAAGGCGCGUGCGGCUGGCUAUCACCAUACCUACUUCGACACGAAGAAGCUCGAUAUUACUGCACUUUCUCACUACCCCACCAAGGAAGAUAUGCAAAACAUUGCAAAGCGGGCUGGCAGUGAAGCGGACUCUCUCAUGGUUGCUCUCGGUAUCUCUCCACUUGAGCUCUUUGGUACUCCCUCAAUCCUCCCUUCUCUUCAGUUGUGGGCCUCAGACAAAGUCUUCGGGUUUGAGGAUAGCGAAGAUGAUAAUCAGUCCUUCAGUGAUGACGAGUCUUCAGUUCAUUCCAUUGAGUUGCUGCAGGAUUACGUUCGGAUUGUACUUGAUGAUGAGGCAGUGAAGCAACAGACCUCUAGUGAACAUGACCGGUAUGAUGCAUUGUGCAAUGCGGUGCUUUUACUCUCUGUUGAGGACCAGCAGAGAAUGUGCGUAAUUAUCAAUGACCAUGCUAUCCUCCUACGCAACCUUGUUUCAUUGAGGGAGCAACAUCAAACUGAACACGCCUCAAAGGCUGUUCGAGUACGAGGUGUACAUUUGUCUAAUUCAGAUGAAUGUGACACAGAUAUGUCACUACGUCGUCGCAUGCUUGCGGUCUUUCAUGAUACUAAUCGUUUGUCCCAAGACCGAGGCAUUACCACUGCUAGUGAACGUCUCUUACGAUGGACCAAAAGACAAACAGAUUCCACAGGGAAUAGUUUGAAUGCUCAGAAUAUGGCGGCCGGAAAUGCGAAUCAGGCGUUAGCAAAGCGUCGCCGGCUUCUGUUAGAAGGAGGGAUCAAACCCCUUGAAAUCCCUUCUGAAGCAGGAAUCUCAAAGAAAUCCCCGCUUUUGGUUGGUUCUUGGGGAUUUGUCUUUGCUCGUAUGCAGAAAGAUAAGCGGCAUGCCUAUAAGCUAUUCCUUGGAAAAGUUGAGGCUUUAUAUUCAAAAGGUGGAGGAAAGAACGGUAAACAUGCUGCAGUGAUGAAGGCCGAUAAUAUAGCGGCAGUUUCUUAUAUCGGGUUACAGCUCUUUGAACAUUGCUAUGAUGCAAAAUUCCAUGCGAUCACAUCCCAAACUCGUCCGUAUCCUACUCUCUCAUAUACAUUCAUUCCGUCUACAAACUUCUUUGCUAUCACCAAGGCUCUCCCUCAAUUGGUCACAGAACAAUCUGGCCAAACGGUAUAUCUCAAAUCCAAUGCUGAUGUUAUCAUGCAUCAACACCUCACCCACUACUUUCAUAAACUCAGCGAGGUUCUGGUAGCGCAUGCGAAGCGGUCAAAAACAAGUACAGCCACCAGAAAUCAGACCACAACGCAGAACCUGAAGGAAUCUGCAUUUGCAUUGGAAGCGAUGGAAGAGGAUGAUGAUUUGGGUUUUUAGGCAUCUUAUUUACAUGUUCUUCGUGUUUCUACAUUCUUAAGCGCAAAGAUACGCUCAAAUGAAAAAUUCUACAUUC